UUGAGCAGACUGAUUUUUUAUAUACUUCUCUAUACGAUCCCCACAUAAAACACAACUAGUCACUUCAAGACAAAUCAAAUGUCUUGGAUAGAUCACACGACAAAAUGCCAACUGCUGGCGAUCUGUUGGAUGACUUGUCCAGUUGGGAUUUUUUUUCUGGUUGUGGAUCUUUUGGCAUUUUUUUUCGAAAAUCAUUUUGCGCCAAUUUUGGCUUUAAAAGUAACGGUUGACCAAGUAGGUUCCCAAAAUAUGAAGUGCUUGUUGUUCUGUAUUGAAAUUUUACUUCUGCUAGUACUGUCAUCUUUGCAUAUUUCCGAAUGUACGAUUCCAAUACAUAAUAAUGAGAAUCCAAAAACUAUGACAACUUCACUACAUGCUUUCAGAGCUGAUGUGAGAGAGGUAUUUGACUUUUCUAAGAGACCAUGGACACCAAAGGCAAGAGACUCUUGCUCCCAAGAAAGAGAUCGAACAAGUCGCCCUUAUAAUUAUGUGUUCUCGGAUCCUACAGGAAGACUUGUAGCAAAAGAAUCUUUAUACAGAUCUUCAUCCAGACAACUAAGUUCUGAAAUUAUAUUGAAAGGGGGAGCAGAAAUAGUUGGUGGCUAUUAUUUCCAAAUACAAGUAGGUGGGCAACCUAUCUAUGUCCAAAUCGAUACAGGAAGUUCAACUCUAGUGGUGCCUCUCAGUCAGUGUAACACUUGCAACGUCCCAGAUAGAUACAAUCUUGCAAAUAGUACAACAGGAACAGUCAUAUCUUGCAACUCUCCGACUUGUGGAGCAAAUACCUGCAAUCAGCAAAUUUGUAGCUCCUGCUCCAGUAGUCAAGCUUGCUGUUCCGAAAAUGGAAUUUGUGGAUUCUUCAUUGAGUAUGGAGAUGGUACCACUGCUACAGGAGCUUUGUAUCAGGAUAUCGUGACAGUAGGAGAAUAUUCUGUGCAAGCAACCUUUGCGGGGGCGGAUACAGAAACCGCAAAUUUUCUGGUAGGGAAGGCAGCAGGUGUCUUGGGACUUGCCUAUAGUUCACUUAGCUGCAAUCCAACGUGCAUUUCUCCAGUAUUUCACCAGCUUGUUGAGAGUUUUAGCCUUCCAAAUAUUUUCUCUGUUCUUAUCAAUCAAGAUAUUGGAGCUUUUGUUGUUGGCGGAGUCAACUCCAGCCUUUAUGAAGGUCCCAUUGAAUAUUCUUCUUUAGCCAACGAACAAAAUCCACAGUUUUAUGAUGUUACAAUAGAAAGUGUUCAAGUCAAUUCGAAUUCUCUCUCGAUUCCUUCCUUUAAUGCCAUCGUGGAUACUGGAACUACGUUAAUUGUUGCUUCCCCUUAUAUCUUUGAUGCAUUGAAAGAAUAUUUUCAAACCAACUUCUGUAAUGUUCCUGGGUUGUGUCCUUCUUCUAGUAAUCCUGGUGUUACUUGGUUUGGAACGGAUUAUUGCGUGAACUUAACUCCAGAAGAGCUGUCACAACUUCCUGAUAUUGAAUUCUCAUUAGCAGGUGGUGUUACUUUAUCUUUAGGACCUGAGCAUUAUAUGUUUCAUGUUUCCAGUAAUAAUAUAUUUUCCGCGGCAUCGGGUUCUUACUGUUUGGGUAUACAACCCUCUUCACAAAACUUAGGGCCAACUAGUGAUGGCAAUGAAAUGAUUCUUGGAAAUACAUUACAACUCAAGUAUUAUUUAGUUUUUGAUCGAGAGAAUAAGCGUAUUGGUUUUGCCAAAGGAAAGCAACUUUCCAGUUAAUUAAUUGCUCAAUUGAGCUCCAUCCAAUUGUCUUGUGACAAAUUGUCUGCGGAACUUGACAUUUUACGCAGUACAUUGUGUGUCGUCUUAAGUAAAGCAACUUUUCCGAUGGCUAUAAGUCAAUUCAUGGAUAACAUUUCAUUUGG
Molecule: messenger RNA, 1874 nt
Organism: Galdieria sulphuraria
Lineage: Eukaryota; Rhodophyta; Bangiophyceae; Galdieriales; Galdieriaceae
Product: aspartyl protease isoform 2
Exons: 7
Coding region: 130-1728 (532 amino acids)
Biological process (GO): proteolysis
Molecular function (GO): aspartic-type endopeptidase activity
Source: RefSeq, a predicted model, not a curated record